AUGGCAGAUCCAGAUAGUUAUGGCAAUCCUGAACGUGAUAUUGAACAAGCAUUCCUUACUUUAAAAAGAGGAACUCAGUUAGUUAAGUAUAGUCGAAAAGGGAAGCCAAAACUUUGUAAUUUCAGGCUUUCGCAGGAUGAAACAUCACUGAUUUGGAUUUCUCAUGGAAAAGAAAAGAAUCUGAACUUGUCUUCUGUUUGGCGCAUCAUCUCGGGACAGAGAACAGCUGUCUUUAGAAGAUAUUUGCGCCCUGAAAAGGAUUAUCUCUCAUUUUCACUUAUUUACAAAAAAGGCGAACGGUCACUUGAUCUGAUCUGUAAAGAUACAGCUGAGGUUGAGAUUUGGCUUUCGGGCCUUAAGGCAUUAAUUUCUACUGGACAGGGUAGAAGGCGGCACACUAGAAGUGAAUUAACAGAUGAUAGUGAUGAAUUUCCUCUGAAUGGUCGUCCUUUUGGUGGAGCAUUUGAGUUUACUUCAAUUAUUUCCAAGAGCAGGUUUUCUUUUGAAACAUCCUCUUGUGAAUCCGCGACGUACAGAGGAAGAUCAGAUGUGGGGUCAGAUCAUGCAAGUAUGCCAGUAAGGACGAGUGUUGGAGAUGGUUCCCGUGUUAGUGUGUCAGGUGUUAGCUAUGUUAGUAGUGUAGGAUCAGGAGGACCAGAUGACAUAGAGUCUCUAGGCGACGUUUUCAUAUGGGGAGAGGUUUGGGCCGACGGGAAUUCGUCUGACGGGUUAGGGAGUCAAGUCGCUUCCAAGACAGAUGUCCUGGUUCCUAAGUCAUUAGAGUCUAAUGUUGUUCUUGAUGUUCAUUUAAUACAACCUGGUGUAAAUCACGUUGCUCUAGUAACACGGCAAGGAGAGGUUUUUACCUGGGGAGAGGACUUUGGUGGAAGACUUGGACACGGGUUUGAUAAAGAUUUUGGUAAACCGAAUCUUGUCGAGUCCCUAGCAGUUACUAACAUGAAUUUUGUUGCAUGUGGUGAAUAUCAUACAUGUGCGGUAUCUACAUCCGGGGAUUUGUACACCUGGGGUGACGGGGCACAUAACGCUGGAAUUUUAGGCCAUGGAACUGAUGUUAGCCAUUGUAUACCGAAGCGUGUCACUGGGAUUUUAGAAGGACAUCAGGUUAUAUCUAUAGCAUGUGGCUCAUGGCAUACAGCAUUGAUAACCGCCAAUGGGAAACUUUUUACUUUUGGUGAUGGAAUGCUAGGUGUAUUAGGGCAUGGAGAUAGAGAGAGUGUGUUGUAUCCAAAAGAGGUACAGUUAUCUAGUGGACAUAAGGCUAUUCAGGUUGCAUGUGGAGUGUGGCACACGGCAGCCAUUAUAGAGGUCACGGAUCAUUCGGGUUCAAAUCCUUCUUCAUCAAAGAGGAUAUUCACGUGGGGCGAUGGUGAUCAAUAUCGUUUAGGUCAUGCUAACAAGGAAACCUGCCUUCAACCGACUUGUGUGGCUGCACUUGCUGAAUAUAACUUUCACCAGGUUGCAUGUGGACAAAGUUUGACUGUUGCACUAACCGCAUCCGGCCAUGUAUUUAGUAUGGGAAGCACGGCAUACGGUCAACUAGGAAAUCCAAACUCUGAUGGCAAAGUGCCAAUUCUAGUAAGAGAUAAGUUACAGGGUGAAUCUGUUGAGGAAAUAUCGUGCGGCGCACAUCAUGUUGCGGUAUUAACUUCAAGAAGUGAGCUAUAUACUUGGGGGAGAGGUGCCAAUGGAAGAUUAGGACAUGGAGACAUAGAAGAUCAGAAAACUCCAACAUUGGUGGAAGCCUUGAAAGAAAGGCAUGUAAAGAAUAUUGCAUGUGGCGCAAAUUUUACUACUUGUAUAUGCAUACAUAAAUGGGUUUCUGGGAAUGACCAAUCGGUUUGCUCCGGUUGCAGGCAACCAUUCGGUUUUACUAGAAAAAGACAUAAUUGUUAUCAUUGUGGAUUGGUGUAUUGCCAUCCUUGUAGUUCGAAAAAAGCCCUUAAAGCAGCAUUGGCUCCUACACCUAGCAAACCGCAUCGUGUGUGUGACACUUGCUAUGCUAAGCUUAAAGGUUCUGAUAGUGGUAACAGUUCCAGUUAUAAUCGAGACAUUACUCGUCCUUCUAGUUCCACUUAUGGAAGGGAAAGAUAUGACAGGGGAGAUGUAAGGACUUCAAGUAUUCUCUUGUCUUCUGCCACUGGUCAAGCGAAAUACUUUGACAUAAGGAGUAAUGGGCUUGGAAGUGCACAAGACUUAUCUCCCAUGGUUCCGUUGCGAUUACAAUUGAAAGAUGUCAUAUUUCCUGGUUCAUCAAGUACGACGCAGAAUGCCACUGCGUCGAGGCCUCUUAUUAUGCAGCAAAGUAAUCCCCCAACCCCACCUUCAUUGGUUAAUUCAAGACCAACCUCUCCGUAUUCAAGAAGACCGCCAAGCCCGACACGUUCUAUCUCCCCUGGAUUUUCAAGAAGCCUUAUUGAUAAUUUAAAGAAAAAAAACGAGCUUUUGAGUCAAGAAGUCUCAAAGUUGCAAAACCAUAUUCGAAGUUUAAAGCAAAAAGCUAACAUGAAAGAUACAAAGAUUCAUGAGCUUCAGAAAAAUAUUCAAGAAGCCAAUCUAUUGGCUGGAGAGGAAUCUUCUAAGCAUAGAGAGGCAAGGGAAUUCAUCAAGUCCAUGACAGAUGAGUUGAGGGAAGUGACUGAAAAGCUGCCACCAGAGAAUCCUGGAUGUGAAACCUUGAAAGAGAUCCAUGCUCAAGCUCAAUCUAUUCUGAAACAAAAUGUAGAAUUUGAAUCUCCAUUCCAAUCGAGCUUUGAGUCUGAGAAACAAAGUGCGCCUGAUAUAUCAGAAUCAGAUAGCGAAUUUUCAAACCUGCAAAGAAUCGAAGGAAAUGGUGAAGUUUCUGAGGCUGUUCCAUCUAUAGAUGGAGAAACUGUUCCGCAAGAAAGCAACAGCUCGUAUUUAUCUAGUUCCAGAUCAGCCGAGUCGCACAGGACUGUGAAAGAAGGAGAAACAUCGGUCAUUGAACAAUUCGAACACGGUGUUUAUAUCACAGUCAUAGUAGAAUCUGAUGGUGGCAAAAUUUUCAAACGUGUUAGAUUCAGUAAGCGAAGAUUCAAUGAGCAACAAGCAGAAGAAUGGUGGAACAAAAACAAAGAUAGGGUGUAUAGAAGAUAUACUCCACCACAAGAAAUUAUUGGUUCAUCUAGCACCCCACCUCAUGGUGAAGGAAAUAUUGAGACAUCACCUUCUUCUUAA
Molecule: messenger RNA, 3216 nt
Organism: Vicia faba (fava bean)
Lineage: Eukaryota; Viridiplantae; Streptophyta; Magnoliopsida; Fabales; Fabaceae
Source: the annotation of a GenBank genome assembly